Acaulospora colombiana is the source of this 145-nucleotide messenger RNA. The record is from the annotation of a GenBank genome assembly. Lineage: Eukaryota; Fungi; Glomeromycota; Glomeromycetes; Diversisporales; Acaulosporaceae.
UGGUAGGAGAGGAUUUUCGAAAGAAUGGACCAGGAUAAUAGAUGUAAAGUCCACUAAGGGGACGAUUCAAUCUCUUAUCGUCAAUUUAGGUGGCGUAUGGCUUCUCAAACAUUUAGAGAAUCAUAUAAACGGUCCAGUCUGGUGA